This is a messenger RNA of Macrosiphum euphorbiae (potato aphid), 621 nucleotides long. The record is from the annotation of a GenBank genome assembly. NCBI's taxonomy places the organism in Eukaryota, Metazoa, Arthropoda, Insecta, Hemiptera, Aphididae.
AUGAAGUUAUUUACCUCUGAAGAAAAAGUCGACAUGAUUUUUGUAUACCGUGAGUGUAACAAUAAUAGUCGAAAAUCACUGGAGUUAUAUAGAAAAAGAUUUCCUACUAGAAAUCAACCUUCCCGAAUGAUUUUCUCACAUUUAGUAAAUUGCUUAAAGAAAACUGGUCAUUUUCCCGACGGAAAACAUCAGUCGCACAUGAGAAAUGUGACCCAUAUUGCGGCAGAAGAAAAUGUAAUUACAUAUUUUAUAGCAUUUCCGAAUACAUCUUUAUUAAAAGCAUCUGAAGAUCUUGGUAUACCAAAAAAAUCAGUACACAGAAUUCUAAAAAGGCAAAAUAUGUUUCCUUAUAAAAUUCAUAUAGUUCAACAUCUUCGUGCUACUGAUUAUGAUAAACGUAUGAAUUUCAUUGCUUGGUUUAAGGUUAUAAUGGAAGAUGAUCCUUCACUUAUAAAUAAAAUAUUAUGGACCGAUGAAUAUAAGUUCCAAAAUAAUGGCAUAUUGAACCGUCAAAAUUCUCGGUAUUGGAGUGAAAAAAAUCCUUGUUGGAUGAGAGAAAGUAAAUUUCAAGUCAUGUGGAGUAUAAAUGUGUGGUGUGGAAUUAUAGGUGAUACUAGGUGA